Orycteropus afer afer is the source of this 1884-nucleotide messenger RNA. RefSeq names its product family with sequence similarity 178 member B (gene FAM178B). The coding region runs from base 1 to 1884 and encodes 627 amino acids. The transcript is spliced from 17 exons. The record is from RefSeq and is a predicted model, not a curated record. Lineage: Eukaryota; Metazoa; Chordata; Mammalia; Tubulidentata; Orycteropodidae.
AUGCCCAUCCUCUUGCCUACUCUGAAGCACAGCUUCUUUGAUGAUCCCCUGCAUCAGGAGCUCCUCCACCCCACGCGACACCUCUGCAGCCCCCCAUUGGCCCAGACUCACAACUCACCAAAGAAACCUAAGAUGCAAGCAUCUGAGGACAUAUUCCCCACCGACUGGAGCCCACCACCUAUAGAAUUCUUGAACCCGAGGACACUACAGGCUGGCCAGGCCAUCCCAACCCAAGCCCAGGUAGGCGUGACAGGGUCCCAGGGCUCGAGAAGCCUGGCCGACCGGCAACCAGAGGAGUGGAAACAGAAGCCCCUGGAUUCAGACCCUGAAGAGACCCUGACCUCACUGAAGGAGUUGUUCUGCAACGUGGCAAGCCCGAGCCAGCAGGCUGCAUCCUCAUUCAUCUCUGGGGGCUCAGAAAGCUACAUCAAUAGCUUAGAUUACCUACUCCAGGAGAAAAAGGAACAAGCUCUUGAGCAGGAGCAAGAGAAGCUGCUUCUACAGCUUCCUGACCUUGACUCUUUGGAUCUUGAUGAAGAGGAAGUGGCUCUCACACCAGAGCAUAGGAUGCUGGUGGAGAAGUUCUCUGUGUCGCAGCAGGUCAUCCCGCAGGUCCAUCCGGGAGAGACUGUGUUUCUGCCCAGGCAUCACCCCCAGCCGUGCAUCCUGGACUGUUCACACCUAAAGCCUCGUAGCCACCUAGAAGGGCUGUUCCUCAGCUCCCAGCCGGCCCAGCAGCUCUCUUUCCUUCACAAGGGCCUCCUGAGCAACCUCUACCUUCACAGGCCCGAUUGUCCAGUACCCCUGUUCCAGUGGCUGUUCCAGCUGCUGACAUGGCCUCCAGAAACUUCUUUGGAAGCCUUUGGUCUCCUGUGGGAUCUCAGCGUGGAUAGGCUCUUCAAUCAGCCAGACGAGAACAAGCACAUUUGUAUGUGGUGCCCCACGUUGCAAGAGAUCAUCAAGGUGUUUCACAGCUUGGGAGCCCAAACCAUUGCUCUCUAUCCUACAGAGCCCUUUCAGCAUGGAGGGAGAGUGCUUCAAAGUGAAGCCAGCCUCAGCUGGAGUGAGCAGGAGACUGCCCCCCAGGAGAUAGCCUUGGACAUAAGCCUCAGCUACAUCUGUAAGUUCCUGAUGCUGUGUGCCCUAGCCCAGCCAGGGGCCUAUACCGAUGACCACCUCUUGAGCCUGAUUGAGCUGUUAUGCCAAGCUGGCCUGGAUGUGAAGCUCCGCCUGGUGCCCAAGACAGAUCUCCAGCAGCUCCUGAUUGUGCUACUGGAGAACAUCCAGGAGUGGCCUGGGAAGCUCCAGCAGUUGUGCUGCGCCCUGAGCUGUGUGUCUGACCAUCAUCACAACCUACAGACUCUCGUGCAGUUCUUCCUGGACGUGACGGCACGGAGCAGGCAGCUUCGAAGCCAACUCAGCCUCUUGGUCAUUGCCCAACUGCUAGGCCAGCAAGAGACACUCCCUCUCUGGGAAGAGAAGAGCCAGCUGUCUUCACUCAGCCAGCUCCUGAGCCUCAUGAGGCCGUCAUCCCUUGGGCAAUACUUGAGCUCCAGCUUUGGGACCUUGCCACCCUGUCAGGAGCAACAGCCAAAGGCCAGUACCGAGCUGGACCACAAGGUCUGCUACUUGUGUCACAGCCUGCUGACACUGGCCGGGGUGGUGGUCAGCUGCCAGGACAUUACUCCAGACCAGUGGAGUGAGCUGCAGCUGCUGUGCAUGCAGUUGGAUCUCCACAUCAGCACCCAUAUCCGGGAGAGCCCCCAGGCCAUGCACCGGACCAAGCUCAAGGACCUGGCCACCCAGACCUACAUCCGCUGGCAGGAGCUGCUGGCCCACUGCCAGCCCCAGGUCCAGUACUUCUGCCCAUGGAAAGACAUCUAA